CUAACGACUGAGUUCCUUGAACGUGGUAAGCCGGUCCUGUACAGUUCCCUCAUGUCCAACAGCGCUCCCAACCAACGGCUGAACCGGCAAAGCAGCCUUCGCAAACGCAACCAGCACAGAGUGCUGAGGUGCUUCUUCCUGAAGCAUGGAAGCAGUCGCUGCCCAAGGAGCAGCAUGAGUGGAUCGCCAGGGCACUGUUCAUCAGGAACAGGAUUGGGAAGCUGGAGCUGACCUCGGACCUGCGUCUGUGGUGGUUCCCUCCCCAGCCCCGGCUGAUCCACAAUCAGCCUCCGGCAUCGCCAGGCCCCUUCUUCUGCCGUCCUCUGUUUCUCUGGAUGCCCUACCGCAUGUGGGCAUUCAAGCUGACGUGCACCCAGCCCGAGUGCCUCGGCCACAAGCUGACUGGCGCCGGGCUGUACAAGACCGUCCGGAGGGUCUUGAGCAUUGACGGUUGGUACGACAUGGCCACGGAGUACCUGGAGUGCCGUCAGUGCAAGAAGAAGGUGGCUGGCUGGUCCGGUCAUGUGCUGAAUCAGCUGGAUCCAGCUCAUCGGAGCCUCUUCCCGGCGAUUCUCACGUACCGGCUGUCUUGCGACAUGAGGGUGCUGAGGCUGAUGCGGGAGCGCACUCUGGGAAACAGUGCCACCCAGCUGUACAAUACGCUGUGCGAACAGCACAGCGAGGCCUGGAUGCAGCGGUCCCUGCAGUACCUCGCCGAGUUCGAGCCCUUCCUGGCCCAGGGCAUCGUGCAGCCUAACAUCAUCGCACCCCCUCCCAUGCUGCCGGUGCCCAGACCCCGAUGGCUGCUGAGAGUGUACAGCUACGACGUCCUCUCGCGGCUUGAAGAGGUCAAGGCCAGGGUCACCUCCACGUUCGGGUCCAUCCUGAAAAUUGACUCGACCAAGAAGGUGACAAAGAAGCUCGCGGGUGCUGCUGCCGGCACGGCUGCCUGGUCCACCAACGUGGGGAACGAGUUUGGGCAGGUCCUCAUGUCCGUGCUGACCUCGCACGAGGGUGAGGGCCUGCUCCCCAUGGCUAGCGGGCUGAUGCAGCGGUACCAGAAAGCUGGCGAGGCUCCCCCUAAGCUCCUCUACGUGGACCGCGACUGCUGCUCCCUUGGCGGGGUGUUGAAGGCUGCUGCCAUGUUCCCGGAGUGGGACCAGCUGGUCGUCCGGCUCGACGUGUGGCACCUGAUGCGCCGGUUCGCAGCAGGCUGCACCACGGAGAGCCACCAGCUGUACGGCACCUUCAUGGGGCGGCUGUCUGCCUCCAUCUUUCAGUGGGCCGAGGAGGACGUUGCCCUGCUGAUGGAGGCCAAGCGGUCGGAGCUCGAGGGGAAGCGGCGGGUGUUCGGCCUGACGGACGCCGAGGUCUCGCGCCGCAUCUCCAAGAAGGAGCUGGCUCUCCACUGUCGCCGCCGGACUCGGGGAGCGGAGGAGACGGCACGGCUCUUGGCGGAGCUGAUUGAGACCUUCGACGGCGAGAAGGGUCUGGACACGAUGGGCAUCCCGCUGCUGGACCACGACCGCAUCCAGGCCAUCAGGCUGGUGCAGAGACGUCACCUCCAAUGCAUCCAGGACCCCCCAGGUGUACAGCUGUACACCAAGAUCGGGCAGCUCAAGAAGGGAGGCGUGACGCUUCCGGUCUACCGCUGCGCGCGCGGAUCGACUUCCUUGGAGUCUUUCCAUCUCCACCUCAACCGCUUCAUCCCAGGUAAAUAA
Acipenser ruthenus (sterlet) is the source of this 1721-nucleotide messenger RNA. RefSeq lists its product as uncharacterized. The coding region runs from base 336 to 1721 and encodes 461 amino acids. The record is from RefSeq and is a predicted model, not a curated record. NCBI's taxonomy places the organism in Eukaryota, Metazoa, Chordata, Actinopteri, Acipenseriformes, Acipenseridae. The transcript is spliced from 5 exons.